GGAGUUUGGACAGUCGAGGUUCCAGGAAUCGGGGACGCGAGAGCUCAGGCAUCAGGGAACUGAAAAGAGGGAACCCAUAAGCCAUUGGACAUGUCUCACUCUCUAUCCUUCCUUCACAGCGCUUUUGCGUCUUCGCAACAAUUUUUUCUGCCAUCCAAGUUGGUCGCACCGCAAACCCUUCCGUCACCGCUAAUUGUAGCCAAGGCUAGAACCAGGGGAGACAACAGGGUCGCUCGACACUCUCGUAUUAGAAAGAAGGUGGAAGGGACACCAGAGAGGCCAAGAUUGUCUGUUUUCCGCUCCAGCAAGCAUCUCUAUGUCCAAGUGAUUGACGACAGUAAGAUGCAUACCCUUGCUUCGGCUUCAACAAUGCAGAAACCCAUCUCUGAGGUGUUUGAUUAUACCUCUGGACCCACCAUCUGCAGAGUUCUCAAUUUAGCAAGCUUUUUGCACCAGGAAGUGGCAAAGAAGGUGGGUGAAGUAAUUGCCAAGUCCUGCUUGGAGAAGGGGAUCACAAAGGUGGCCUUUGAUCGAGGUGGUUACCCUUACCAUGGACGUAUUGAAGCACUCGCUGAUGCAGCUCGAGAACAUGGCCUCCAAUUCUGAGAACUAGAUGGUCACUUUUUUUAGUCUCUUGAUGACUGUCUGAUUAGACAGAGGAAUAACUAACGAAUCUUUCUAAAUUACUUGUAGGGCAUUGUUCUCUGGACAAGCAUGAAAACACACAC
This is a messenger RNA of Telopea speciosissima, 728 nucleotides long. RefSeq names its product 50S ribosomal protein L18, chloroplastic. Gene Ontology annotation, cellular component: ribosome. Gene Ontology annotation, molecular function: structural constituent of ribosome; 5S rRNA binding. The record is from RefSeq and is a predicted model, not a curated record. NCBI's taxonomy places the organism in Eukaryota, Viridiplantae, Streptophyta, Magnoliopsida, Proteales, Proteaceae. The transcript has 4 exons. Gene Ontology annotation, biological process: translation. The coding region runs from base 91 to 606 and encodes 171 amino acids.